This is a messenger RNA of Saccostrea echinata, 1742 nucleotides long. RefSeq names its product isocitrate dehydrogenase [NADP] cytoplasmic-like. The transcript is spliced from 12 exons. Gene Ontology annotation, molecular function: isocitrate dehydrogenase (NADP+) activity; NAD binding; magnesium ion binding. Gene Ontology annotation, biological process: isocitrate metabolic process. The record is from RefSeq and is a predicted model, not a curated record. Lineage: Eukaryota; Metazoa; Mollusca; Bivalvia; Ostreida; Ostreidae. Gene Ontology annotation, cellular component: cytosol; mitochondrion; peroxisome. The coding region runs from base 62 to 1294 and encodes 410 amino acids.
AUUCGAGCGAUAACGUCAAACUGUACGCACGCGUGUCUCUACCGGUCUCUUUACAGGAAAGAUGGGGAAAAUCAAAGGCGGACCAGUUGUCGAAAUGCAAGGAGAUGAAAUGACCCGGGUUAUUUGGGAUUUGAUCAAACAAAAGCUGAUCCUGCCUUUUGUUGAAUUAGAGCUCCAUUCAUAUGAUCUUGGAAUGGAAAAUCGAGACGCUACAGAUGACCAAGUAACAAUUGAUGCUGCCAAUGCUAUUAAGAAGUACAAUGUAGGAAUUAAGUGUGCCACUAUUACCCCAGAUGAGAAAAGAGUGGAGGAAUUCAAUUUGAAGAAGAUGUGGAAGUCUCCCAAUGGAACAAUUAGAAAUAUUUUAGGAGGUACAGUUUUUCGCGAGGCCAUCAUCUGUAGCAACAUUCCCCGUCUGGUACCUGGAUGGACAAAAAGCAUCAUUAUAGGCCGUCAUGCUUAUGGAGACCAGUACCGUGCCACAGAUUUUGUUGUACCUGGACCAGGUAAACUAGAGAUCAAGUUCACACCAGCUAAUGGUGGCCAGGAACAGAACUACAACGUGUUUGACUUUACAGAGUCAGGAGGUGUAGCUCUAGCCAUGUACAACACAGACAAGAGUAUAAGAGAAUUUGCCCACAGUUCUUUCCAGUUUGCUCUACAAAAGGAAUGGCCACUAUAUUUGAGCACAAAGAAUACCAUUCUCAAGAAAUAUGAUGGAAGAUUCAAGGACAUAUUUCAAGAAAUUUAUGAUCAAGAUUACAAGAAGGCGUAUGAGGAGAAAAAGAUUUGGUACGAGCAUCGACUUAUUGAUGACAUGGUAGCAUACGCCAUGAAAUCAGAAGGAGGCUUUGUUUGGGCAUGUAAGAAUUACGAUGGAGAUGUACAGUCUGAUUCUGUUGCUCAAGGAUUUGGAUCCCUAGGAAUGAUGACUAGUGUAUUGGUCUGUCCCGAUGGUAAAACCAUCGAAGCCGAGGCUGCUCACGGAACAGUAACCAGGCAUUUCCGUCAACAUCAGAAAGGAAACGAAACAUCAACUAAUUCCAUAGCUUCCAUUUUUGCCUGGACCCGAGGACUUGCCCACAGAGCCAAACUAGACAAGAAUGAAGCCCUGAGGAAGUUCUCCGAUGACCUUGAGAGGGCAUGUAUAGAGACCAUUGAAUCAGGCAUAAUGACCAAAGAUUUAGCCAUCUGUAUCAAAGGCAUGAACAAUGUCCAGAGAUCAGAUUACCUGAACACGUUUGAGUUCAUUGACAAGAUUGCUGAGCUGUUGACCCAGAAACAAGCCAGUUGACUAGAUAAGGACUCUAGCAAGCUGUGAACAAGGACAUUUCAAGCUUAACUUGAUCAUAAAAAACAUCUUCUCCUUCUUUCUCUUUGCAAAACAUAUCAGUGUUUGGUACAUGUGUACAAGUUCAUGUGUUUGAGUGAUAUCUAGAGUAUUCAGAUUUUUACCUGUGAUUCUUCUAUAAUAUCAUUGAUUUAUUUACGUUAUUGUUUUGAAACACAUGAUUUUAUAUGAUCUGUGUCUGUAUUUGUUUUGUACAUGAUUGUACAUUGUAAUACAUGUAUGAUAUGUGUUUUACUAAAUAUCCUUUGAUAUCUCUUUUGAGUGAUUUUGUAAGUAAAAAAUAAGCUUACAGGGUAUAGUUAAAUUUAUGUGAUUUUAUCUGUCAUGUUUAUUUUGUGUCCUAUUUGUUUUAGUGCAUUUUUAAAGGUCUUAGAAUUUUUAAAAAUUAUUU